UUUGUGAGUGUUUCUGUUUCUUUGGUUUGUGCGCGUUGUGAUUGUUGGCCUAUUGUCAUCCAAGUGUGAGUCUGUUGCACAUAGGGACCUUAGUCAACAAAAAUAACAUAACAUGUCAUCAUGAAUGACCUAAGGUCCCAAUACAAACAAUGUGUUAGCUAAUAGUGUAGUGUUGAACGGAUAUUAAUUGAAAAAAUAAACUUGAAAACAAUGGAUACCACCUCUAAAUCUGACAAAGUGGAGAAAACAUCAGACAUGAGUGCAACAAAUAACACAGUGAAGUGUGAAUUCCACGGAUGUAAAAAUGUUCUGGACCAUCGAUCUACUGCAAGAACAUUUUUUCCAUUCCCUGUAGAUACGCCAUACAUUUGCCAAUGCUGGAUAAGAAACAGUGGCAAUAAACAACUAGAAGAUCUCGCACUGGAAGACCUGGCAAAAAAAUUUGUUUGUGAUGUCCACUUUAUUGAUUACUAUUUUCCAACAAAAGGGGAUAGAUCAACGUUACGCAAGCGUGCUAUACCCAGUCGUGGUUUUGAUAUUGAAGAAAUUCGUAAAAGGAAUAUCACGAGCACUUCCAUUGUUCGCGAGGAUGCGUCUCCUUCAAACAAAACGCGUCAAGAAAAAAAACAAGUUGUAGAAAAGCCUAAAACAACAAAACCAGCAAGCAAUGCAGUGGUCAUGAAAAAAAUUAAAAUCAGUAAAGAAGAACUUAUGAGCUAUGUCAAUUUUUUCCCACAAACCUUUGCCAGCCUUGCUGAUCAAUCAAAUGGAAGUAUACAGAACUCAAGUAGUGGCAAAGGAAACUCCAACAAAAUUACACUAAGGGUGGACAAACAAAUUGCUUCACAACUGGAUUUCUCUGCCAUGUCAUCUGCUUUGUCAAAGUCUCGGAAAUCCGCCAGUAUCGCCACAGAGGUCUCUGCAGCAACUACAGUCAGCCUUAUUGAGAGUCAGCCUUGCACUUCUAAAAGCACAAUACAGUUUGAACCAGCAGAGUUGUUCAUUGAGCAGGAUAUUGACUUUGGAAAAUUGGAGACUUCUAAAAUGUUGACUUUUAAAGAAAGCAAAGAUAAAGAACUGGAGAAAAAUAAACAAACAGUUCUAGCUGUGGGUGACAAUCUUCUAGAUGACCCAACCCAACAAGCACUGGAUAGUGAGGAUUGUUAUGAUGAUAUAAUAUGUGAUUCUGUUGACAAUAAUUCUGAUGACGAUACUCAGCCUACAGUUCCUCAGCCUUCAGUUUCUAAGCCUUCAGUUCCUAAUCCGUCAGUUUCUAAUCCUUCAGUUUCUAAUCCUUCAGUUUCUAAGCCUUCAGUUUCUAAGCCUUCAGUUCCUAAUCCGUCAGUUUCUUAUCCUUCAGUUUCUAAUCCUUCAGUUUCUAAGCCUUCAGUUCUUAAGCCGACAGUUUCUAAUCCUUCAGUUCCUAAGCCUACUAAUGCCUCCGAAAUAGUUUUUAAAAAACAUGUCGACGACAGCAACAAAUUGGAUAACCAAAGGAAAUAUCAGAAAAUGCCUGAUCCUCGACAAAACACCACUUCAAAAAGACCUACUACAGUUAGUACUAAAAGAACACACACCUCUGCAGAUACAAGUCCAUUUCGUGAUACUAGGCUUGAUUGGGCCGUACAAAGGUUGGAAAGUAUUUCUGAUAAGAUCGUAAAGGCAACUUUGCUCGAUAGCUUUGAUGAAUUUGGUAAACACUUGUCUUCCCUUUUAAGAGGGCUGCCUGAACAUAAAGUUUAUUUUCUCAAGAAAAAACUCAUCAAUGAAGUUUUUGAGGCGUUGUGCGAAGAUAAGUUUAAGAAGGUGAAAUGUGUGGGCACACAAACUAACAAGGAAUCUCAAACAUCAGCAGAGAAGGUACCUAAACACAUACAAACACAAACACAGGCAACUCAAAUUAUCAGCAGUGGUACAUUGGAAGGUGGUGUAAUAAACAUAUCCUCUAAUUCUUCAACACCUAAAUCUGGUAUUGAGACCACACCCAGGACAGUUUUGGGAGGUGGAGUACUAAAUGUAUCCUCCAAUUCUUCUACACUUAAACCCGGUAUUGCAGUUAUUACACCCAGUACAAUUUCUUCGGGAGGUGGUGUAAUAAAUGUAUCCUCUAAUUCUUCUACACCCAAACCUGGUAUUGAGAUCAUUACACCCAGUACAGUUGCCUCGGGAAGUGGUGUAAUAAACAUAUCCUCUAAUUCUUCUACACUUAAACCUGGUAUUGAGAUUAUUUCACCCAGGACAGUUUCCUCGGGAGGUGGUGUAAUAAAUGUAUCCCCUAAUUCUUCUACACUUAAACCUGGUAUUGAGAUCAUUACACCCAGGACAGUCUCCCAGCAGCCAAAAAGAGUUAGGCAGCGAAAACAAACGCUAAUGAUGAGAUCAAUUCAUGAGCCUAUACAAAAACCUCAAGUUGAUAAAAAAAGUAUUGGUACUAGUACAUCAUGUUUACCCAAUUUUAUUCAAGCAAAUGUGAGAUGUAGUGCUACAACAAUUAUGCCUAGUAUUUCGACCACUAAUUCCUCCAUUGAGACUCAAACAAUAGGAACUAGUACAAGUUUAGAGCAGCAGCCUAUAAUGAUCAAAGAGUCACAAGUUGUGAAGAAGUGUGCGUGUCCAGAUCGAUCGUCUUCACCCACUUACGGCUCCCCUCUUUUAACAGGUCCGUUAUCAAUGAUAUUCCCAACUGCUUCAACCUCUAGUUCUCCUUUCAAACUUGUUCCGAUGAUGCCCAUGGCUCAUCCUACUGAGACUGAUAUCACAACCCGUGUAAUGAGUGACCAACCCGCCAUAAUGGGUGCCAUUCCACCAGUUCAACAUUCUAUGCUAGGCUCGCUCCUGACUGAUUGCAAUGUCCGUACCGUCAAUAGUUCAGCAGAUGGAACACUUUUUGCUGUCACCAUUCCAAAACCACAAAUGGCAACAUACAGAACUCUCAGGCCUGUAUCACCAAUAAGCAAGAAACGCAAGGAAGCUACUCCUCUUGGAUACAUUACCAACAUACCUGAAACAGAAAAAGACCCUUUGGCACCGUCACCUAAGAAGAAGGGUAAAAAAUCAAAAAACAGCAGGGAUGUUUCUAGCCAAGGCCAGAAUGAGGGAAAGGAGUUUGAAAUGGAUAUUGAGGAUGGUACGGAUUUGAAACAAAUCAAGGAGGAUCAUGAACUGUAUGAGGCCAUAGCCACUGAUUUUGAAAUAAAGGAGGAAAUCCCAGACUUGGAGGAGAUUACAGAGAAAGACUUUGCUGGUCCGUCUCACCCUCAUCCAACAACAUCAACAACUGUACAAUCUCAGUCACUGAGUGCAGCAGAAUCCGGUUCCACCUCUUCUACCAAAGAUUCUUCAACAACUUGACAACCAAUAGAACCAGAUUCUCCAGCAAAUUCACAGCCGCAAGAACCAGAUACUCCUGCGAAUUCACAGUCCCAAGAACCAGAUAUUCCGGCGAAUUCACAGUCCCAAGAACCAGAUAUUCCGACGAAUUCACAGUCCCAAGAACCAGAUAUUCAGGCGAAUUCACAGUCCCAAGAACCAGAUAUUCCGGCAAAUUCACAGUCCCAAGAACCAGAUAUUCAGGCGAAUUCACAGUCUCAAGAACCAGAUAUUCCGGCAAAUUCACAGUCCCAAGAACCAGAUAUUCAGGCGAAUUCACAGUCUCAAGAACCAGAUACUCCGGCAACUUCAGAGCUGCAUGAACCAGAUACUCCUGCAUCUUAACAGCCAUAGGAACCAGAUUGAUUAUCAUAUGUAUUUUUUCUAGAAUAUAGUAUACGUAAGUCAGUAGCUUCCAAUGUUAGUAUCAAAACUACUAAGUUCCAAAACUAAAAUGAUCCUUGAAUCUUUUUUGAAAAAUUACAUUAAAAUAUAUUAAUUGUUGUUAAUAAUUACCUAAAUAUAUUAUGAUUUAAAUAUGUGUUCUAUUUAGUAAUACAAAUUUGUUUUAUUAAGACAAGUUCAUUUUAGCUAUAUAUUCUAUAGGUACCUUUGAUGGUAAUUAUAUGUUAUAGUAUAAACUACUGUCUUAUAUAAGUCGGAUGCAUUUACAAUGUAAAAGCAGUAUGUACAUAAUGUAUAGUUUUUUCAUUAAAUAUUUGUUGCAUUAA
Molecule: messenger RNA, 4100 nt
Organism: Macrosteles quadrilineatus (aster leafhopper)
Lineage: Eukaryota; Metazoa; Arthropoda; Insecta; Hemiptera; Cicadellidae
Exons: 10
Coding region: 211-3351 (1046 amino acids)
Source: RefSeq, a predicted model, not a curated record